UCCGAUGUGGGACUUUAUACUCCAUAGUGUGUGUGUCCAGGAGGGAGGUGUCGUGUUACCUCAAGGAUCCCGAGAAAAAUCCCAGUUAUUGUUAUCUUCCACCUCCAGUCUUGGGAUGUAGAGCUCUUGGAAGCCCAUUUUCCCAAGAGAUGAUGGGGGUUGCACCUGCCCUCUCCAAAGGGUUUCAUCUAAGAGAUAGAUGGCACUUUCCACCCAAGAUGGGAGUUCAUCAGGCUGCUUCCUUCGAAGACAAUCCAAAAAUACCUUGUCUCCAGAAACCUGGGCGGAGGCCCGGGGUAUUGCCCACUAAUCUCCAGCAGUGGGGCCUGGGUAGAGAAACUGUUGGGGGAACUCGGCUCCCCUCUGUGUACUGUCUCCUGGCUGUGAGACCCUGCUCCAGAAGCCGCAAGCAGUUCUACUUCCAGGAUGAGGCGCUCAGUCCUGGUUAGAAACCCGGGCCACAAGAGUCUUAGGCCUCUUUAUGGAGACCUUCAUUCAGACCCAGAAGACCUGGACCCCAGUCCCAAAGAUCCAGAUCCUAUUUCUGAAAGCCCUGAGCCAGAGCCGGGAGACCUCAACACUGUCUCAGAAGAUGGGGACGCCAGCUUAGAAGAUCUGGACCCUGAAGCAGACGAAGCUCCACAACCCAUCUUGGGGAAGCCAGACUUGGAUUCCCAAGAUCUGGAUCCCAUGUCUUCAAGUUUCGACCUUGAUCCCGAUGUGAUUGGCCCGGUGCCACUAGUUCUCGACCCAAGCAAUGACACCCUCAGCCCUGCUGCACCAGAUGUGGAUUCUCUUCCUUCUAGCCUCACUGCCACUCCCGAAAUCUUGGCCACCAGUCCAGCGGUGCUUCCUGCCCCUGCCAGUCCACCUCGUCCCUUCUCCUGUCCUGAUUGUGGGCGAGCCUUCCGUCGCAGCUCUGGACUGAGCCAGCACCGGCGCACACACAGUGGAGAGAAGCCUUACCGCUGCCCCGACUGUGGCAAGUCAUUCAGCCACGGCGCCACACUGGCCCAACAUCGUGGCAUCCACACUGGUGCACGGCCCUAUCAGUGUGCUGCCUGCGGCAAAGCCUUCGGCUGGCGGUCUACACUGCUCAAGCACCGCAGCAGCCAUAGCGGGGAGAAGCCACACCACUGUCCCGUGUGUGGCAAGGCCUUUGGUCACGGCUCGUUGCUGGCCCAACACCUGCGCACGCACGGUGGUCCUCGUCCCCACAAGUGCCCAGUGUGUGCCAAAGGCUUUGGGCAGGGCUCUGCGCUACUUAAACACCUGCGCACCCACACAGGCGAGCGUCCCUACCCAUGCCCGCAGUGCGGCAAGGCUUUUGGGCAGAGCUCAGCACUACUCCAGCAUCAGCGCACCCACACUGCUGAGCGUCCCUACCGCUGUCCCCACUGCGGCAAGGCCUUUGGGCAGAGCUCCAACUUGCAGCACCACCUCCGCAUCCACACUGGUGAGCGACCUUACGCCUGCCCACACUGCUCUAAGGCCUUUGGGCAGAGUUCAGCACUGCUACAACACCUCCACGUGCAUUCUGGCGAGCGCCCCUACCGUUGUCAACUCUGCGGAAAAGCCUUUGGCCAAGCCUCCAGCCUCACCAAACACAAGCGUGUGCAUGAGGGAGCCGCCGCUGCUGCCGCUGCUGCUGCCGCCGCCGCCGCCGCAGCAGCAGCAGCUGGGCUGGGCCUUGGGCCUGGUUUGAGCCCAGUAUCUAUGAUGAGGCCAGGGCAGAUCUCUUUCCUGGGUCCUGAUGCUGUUUCUGUGCUGGAAUCUGGCCUAGGCCUCAGUUCUAGUGCCAGCUCUGCCCGAAGCUCAGCUCCUACUUCUGUGAGGGGUUCACUCCAAAAUCCCAUCCUCCAGACCCACUCAGGAUCUAUCUCCAGUCCUGAUCUUGUUCUGUCUUCUGACCCUAAGCCAGGCCAUGAUGCUGAUCCUGAUGUGGUACCCAGUCCUGACCAAGAAUCUGAUCCCAGCCCUAACCCUGAUCUUGUCCCCAGUCCUGACCCCAAACCCAAGUCCCAAACUGACACCUGCUCUCCCACUCACGACAGUCCCAGCCCAGCCCUUCCAACUGAAGAAAGUCCCAAGUGGGUAAAGGAGGAAGGGGCAUUGCUGGGGCCUGAUGGAUAAAGGGGGCACUGGUAUCUAUGGCGAUCUGAGGAAGGUGUGUACUAUAUUCACAGUAAAAUCCUUCUGCCUCCAGGC
Arvicanthis niloticus (Nile rat) is the source of this 2208-nucleotide messenger RNA. NCBI's taxonomy places the organism in Eukaryota, Metazoa, Chordata, Mammalia, Rodentia, Muridae. The record is from RefSeq and is a predicted model, not a curated record.